AUGGCUAGCCGUAACAACUGCUCAGGAAACUGCAACUCAGGAUCACUCAGAAAUUCUUGCCAUAUCCCAGCCACCCCUUCAAUUGCCCUCUGUUCUACAAACAUGGACUGCGGAGAGGUCUUCUGCGUACCCAGCAACUGCCAAGAUCAUACCUGGUUCAUGGACAACUGCCCAGAGACCUUUGGAGAACCUUCCAGUGGCCAGCCAGCCAGCCAUGAAGCCAGCAGCUAUGAAAACUCUUGUUGCACUUCUGCAUACUAUGUGCCCAGACCCUGCCAUGGCUCUGGCUAUCUUCCUGCUUCUGUCAUCUCUGGUGUCUGCCUCCCAGCAUCCUGCAGGCCUGUGAGCUAUGUGUCUAGCAGCUACCGGCCAGUGAGUCCGUUCUUCAACAACUGCCAGCCUGUGGGCUGUGUGUCUGGUGGCUAUCGCCCACUCCCCUGUGUAUCCAGCAGCUGCCGACCCCUGAGCAUUGUCCCUUAUGGAUGCAGGUCUUCGGGUUGUAUGUCUUAUGGCCCUCAAACCAUCCACAUUGUGUCAAACAGCUUCAGACCUCUGCGGCCUGUCUCUGGUAGUUGCCAACCAGGGACCCGUGUGUUUGGUACUUGUCGUCCAUCUUGCUCUGCACAAGGAGGGCAGUAG
This is a messenger RNA of Peromyscus eremicus (cactus mouse), 639 nucleotides long. RefSeq names its product keratin-associated protein 26-1-like. Gene Ontology annotation, molecular function: structural molecule activity. The transcript has a single exon. NCBI's taxonomy places the organism in Eukaryota, Metazoa, Chordata, Mammalia, Rodentia, Cricetidae. The record is from RefSeq and is a predicted model, not a curated record. Bases 1 to 639 code for a protein of 212 amino acids. Gene Ontology annotation, cellular component: keratin filament.